AUAAGAACUGCAAAAAAAAUAAUUUAAUGGUUUAAUUAAAAAAAAUCAUUAAAACACGAUGAUAGAUAAAGGAUAUUUCAUGAAAUUGCUAACAUGGCUGUUUUUAUUUACUAAUUGCAACUGGUUGGCUGCGGCACACGACGCUAAAGAUUUUGACGAUACAAUUUUGUACAAAAUUGAUUUUGAUGUACCCGAUUUCGAUAAACAUCCCGAACUCAAGGAACAUGUUCGUACAUUUUACACCCAUGAACAUGAAAAGUAUGAUUGUGUCAUACCCAAUGUGCAGGAAUCGAAAGAGGAGGAAAUAAAUAAUAAAGGCAAUAUUAAUCCGCUUGUUUUACUGAGUCCCAUGUUCAUUAAACCCAGUUGUUCGUAUCGUAUUGAGGCCUAUUGGUCGUACGAAAUUUGCCAUGGCUAUUAUGUACGCCAGUAUCACGAGGAAAGGGAAGGAAAAGCUGUUAAAUUUCAAGAAUACUACCUGGGCAAAAUGAAUGGUGAUGAUUUAAAGAAAUUGGAAGAGGAAAUGGACGAAAAGAACAAGGCUGGCAACUUCAAAUAUAAAACUACCAAAAUCGACAACAUUAAUUAUCCGUACUUUGAAAUGGUACUAACGGAUGGCACAGUUUGUGAUAUAAUAAAUGCUCCCCGCACCACCGUUAUACGCUAUGUCUGUUAUCCACAUGGUAAAAAUGAAAUUUAUUCAUUUAAAGAGACCUCGUCGUGUAAUUACGAAGCCAUUAUUCUUACCUCUGUUCUAUGUGGCUUCACGGCUUUCCAUCCUGAGGAGUACAAGGAGGUUCCUAUUAAAUGCUAUAAUUCACCAACAGAGCCUAAUAAGCCUUUGAGUAUGUUACGCCAAGAAUUGAGUGAUAUGCAAUUGUCAUUUGAUGAUUUACCUAUAGCAAAGGAAGGUAAUGACGCGGCUGCUACACUGAUUCAAAAAACUAAUGAGGAUCAACGGUUUGUUUUCAUGAAUCGUUUAGGUGAUGAUGUUGACAAAUUGGUAUUUAGUUUGAUCAAGGAAAGUGGUGGCGGCUUAACUUCACAACAAGAGCCCAUUGCAGGAGAAACUAGUGCUGUAAAGCAACCGCCAACUUCACCGAUUGUAUCCGAUAUUUCACCGCUUUUGGAAUUUAUUAAGGGAACAACAUGCUUAACGGGGGGAUCUGGUUGGUGGAAAUAUGAAUUUUGUUAUGGCAACUAUGUUCGACAGUUUCACAAGGACAAAAAGUCGGAAACAGAACUGUUUUUGGGACAUUUCGAUACGCAAGCUCAUCGCCAGUGGAUACAAAUGAAUCCGGACAAGAGGCCACAAGAACAAUCGUCUUCUAUUUGGCAUCAUUAUGAAAAAGGUUCGAAAUGUGAUCGUACCGGUUUGCCACGUGAAGUUGAUGUCAAACUGACCUGCAGUGGUUUGGGCUCAAUGAAUCCCACUGCUGUUUCCAUGUAUCUGUUGGAGCCAAAAACAUGCCAGUACAUUUUGGUAUUCGAGUCGCCAAUGGUUUGCAUGUUGAUGGGCUACACCGACGACUAUGGACUGAUUGAUGAAGACAAACUGCAAAAGGGUUUGCAAGAAAAAGAAACAACUGUUACGACCAGAGGCAGCAGCAUUAAUAAUAUUGAAUCGCCUUUGCCAGCGGCAACACCUGUAGAUGUUAGACUAUAGCUGAUUACUAUCGUUUAUUUUAUUGUGAUCAUUUUUUGGGAAUUUUUCUAAUUGCAUACAUACAUAUGUAUGUGUGUAUGUAUGUUAAAAUAAUAUAACUUAAAAGCGUAAUUUAAUGUAAUUAAGUAUUUAAUAAAAGCAUAAAAAGGGUCGGGUAACUUAUCAAAAUUUAAAACAUAAUUAAGGCUUAAUCAAAGAAAUUAAUCAUUGAUUAGUGUUUAAAAUUUUGUUAAAUCACCCGGCCCAUAUUAGACAACUACAA
Calliphora vicina (urban bluebottle blowfly) is the source of this 1928-nucleotide messenger RNA. RefSeq names its product endoplasmic reticulum lectin 1. Bases 59 to 1666 code for a protein of 535 amino acids. Lineage: Eukaryota; Metazoa; Arthropoda; Insecta; Diptera; Calliphoridae. Gene Ontology annotation, biological process: retrograde protein transport, ER to cytosol; endoplasmic reticulum unfolded protein response. Gene Ontology annotation, cellular component: endoplasmic reticulum lumen. The record is from RefSeq and is a predicted model, not a curated record. The transcript is spliced from 4 exons.